Molecule: messenger RNA, 363 nt
Organism: Malassezia restricta
Lineage: Eukaryota; Fungi; Basidiomycota; Malasseziomycetes; Malasseziales; Malasseziaceae
Product: V-type H+-transporting ATPase subunit F
Exons: 3
Coding region: 1-363 (120 amino acids)
Biological process (GO): proton transmembrane transport
Cellular component (GO): proton-transporting V-type ATPase, V1 domain; fungal-type vacuole membrane
Molecular function (GO): proton-transporting ATPase activity, rotational mechanism
Source: RefSeq, a predicted model, not a curated record
AUGUCAUCUCAACAGGCUAGUGGUCGUUCGCUCAUCGCUUUAAUUGCCGACGAAGACUCAACUACAGGAUUUAUUCUCGCGGGUAUUGGUGAUGUGAACAAGGAUGGCGAAAGAAAUUUUUUUGUUGUGGAUAAUAAGACGCCCACAUCCGACAUCGAGGACGCUUUCAAUAAGUUUACGAAGGAUAGAAACGACAUCGCCAUUGUAUUAAUCAACCAACAUAUCGCGGACAAGAUCCGUCCCAUCGUGGACAAGUAUAUGCUGGCCUUCCCUGCCGUGCUCGAAAUCCCGAGCAAGGACCACCCCUACGACCCUUCGAAAGACGCUGUGCUCAAGCGCGUCCAGAAACUAUUUGGCGAAUGA